AUGGAUACGAAGGGAGUCCUAUCAUCACCACCGCAGUCACAGAGUACUGCACAGUUGAAGUAUGUCCAAGAACUAGCAACUAGUGGAGAACAACCGCCACCAAAAUAUUUCCAUAAAGAUGUUAACGUUCAAGGGAAGCAGGUAACUACAGAUGAUUUGUCAUCAGUUCCGAUAAUUGAUAUUAGUCGUUUAACGUCUAACGCAUCCAUCGAAGAGAAAGAAGAAGAGAUGGCGAAGUUAAAAUCUGCUUUGGAUUAUAGACUUUCAGGCAGUAGGGCAUGUAUUCCACAAAAUUUACUGGAUGAUAUUUAUAAUAUUUCCAAGAAUUUCUUUGAUCUUCCUGUUGAAGAAAAGCAAAGGUACGCGUCAUCUAAAGACGAUGAAAUAUUUGACUUACAGGGAUUUGGGAGUGAUUCCAUUGGAGCAAAUAUUGAUGGUCAGGUUCUCGAUUGGUCAGAUCGUCUAUACCUGUUAAACGAACCAGUAGAUGAGCGAAAGCUUCGCUACUGGCCUGGUGAUGAUUCUCCAUUGCAUUUCAGGAGAACUUUGGAGGAGUAUAGCGUCCAGACGAGAUCAGAAUCGGAGAUCAUUUUAAAGGCAAUGGCCAAAUCACUAGGAUUAGAAGAGAAUGACUUCCUCAACCAGCUGGGUGAUCGACAGUACGUGUACACAAGGUUUAAUUUCUAUCCUCCUUGCUCUAGACUAGAUCUUGUUUACGGCUUAAAAGCUCAUACAGAUGGAUGAGCAAUAACUGUUCUUCUGCAAGACCCUGAAGUAAGAGGUCUUCAAGUUCAUAAAGAUGAUCAAUGGGUUAGUGUUCCAUGUA
Molecule: messenger RNA, 826 nt
Organism: Papaver somniferum (opium poppy)
Lineage: Eukaryota; Viridiplantae; Streptophyta; Magnoliopsida; Ranunculales; Papaveraceae
Product: leucoanthocyanidin dioxygenase-like
Exons: 2
Coding region: 1-744 (247 amino acids)
Source: RefSeq, a predicted model, not a curated record